Messenger RNA from Argiope bruennichi, 4579 nucleotides. RefSeq names its product major facilitator superfamily domain-containing protein 6-like protein A. Lineage: Eukaryota; Metazoa; Arthropoda; Arachnida; Araneae; Araneidae. The record is from RefSeq and is a predicted model, not a curated record. The transcript has 6 exons. Bases 448 to 2088 code for a protein of 546 amino acids. Gene Ontology annotation, cellular component: membrane.
UUUACAGCUUUCGCUUUCUCGUGUGGAACGAACAUUUUUAAACAUUAUUGCUUUGUUUGGGGAAAAAAGAAAUAAAACUCCAUUAAAAUCGGAGUGUGUUUUUCUAUUUUAUAGACCCUUUUAUCCUUUUUUUAAGCGUAUGAGCCGCGCAGUGGAAUUCUGUUUCGUCAUUUCUCCGCUUACGUUCAAAUGAACAGCUCGCACGUUUCCUGGAGUGUAGUGGUUCGCAUUUCAGGAAAACUUCACUUGAAGAAUCGCGAUGCCCUUGCAAUACAUUCCUGCAUUUCAUUUAGGUCGGAGUCGGAAAGACCUCUUGAACGUUAUGGUUAACAAAGCAACAUCAACAAGAGUGUCUUGUAUUUAACAGUUUUAGAAGAAAGAAACUUAAAAAUGUCAAGUGAUUAAGAAAGGUUAUUUAGUUUGCUCUUAUAGAAAACUCGAGAAAAUAUGGCUCAAAAGUUGGAGUCAAAAGAUUCUUCCGAAAUUCUUACGAAGUCUGAUUCUUCUUCAAAGGAAUGUCGGGUGCACUUUAAUAUAUACAAAGGAUUCAAGAUUGUCAUUUGUAAACCGUUAGUGCCUUUGAAGCUUACAGUACUGUUUUGGUUUACAGGGUCUUAUGGGUUAAUAACAUAUUUGACACUUUUGUUCAAGCAACGUGGACUUACAUUGGAAGAGAUAUCAUUGAUGUACUUAUUAGUUAGUGUGACUCAGCUCAUAUGCAACACACUUUGCGGCAUCAUGUCAGAUAAAAUAGGACGACCAAGUAUCAUAUCAGUAAUAACAUUGGUAUCCACCGCAAUUGUUGCCUUAUGCUUAGCUUUUAUUCCUGGAGUAACAAAGCCUACAGUUAUCAGCGAUCUUCACUGUGGCAAAACUAGUUUGCUACAAAUUGAAAGCAAUCAAAUUUGUGAAGCCACUGACUCAUUACAAGCUUGUAGGAAAAUAUGCACCAAAAGCGAUGAAUUUCAAUGCUGUGACCAGAAUUUGGUGCACAAAAUUCUGUUGAAUGGAACAAACAAUCACUCAGAAUUCAGUUUUGAUUGGUGCUUACAAAAUUCAACAGUAGUUUUAAUUGCAAAUGACACUCAUUCUUUGUGUGACAUGUACUAUAAAAAAGCUUGUGGAUCCUUUUGCACAGAAAAAAGACAGGGAAAUUCUGAAAGAACAAAGAUUGUCAUAUUGCACGUAAUUCUGGCAAUAAUGCUUCUGACUGCUAUAGAAAAUAUUUUUCGAUUUGUUGACAUAUUGAUGGUAUCUAUGGCAAAAUCUCACCAAGCAGAAUAUGGAAAGCAACAAUUUUGGUCCAUAGUAGGCACUUUGAUUGGACCAUCGAGUGCUGCGUAUGUGAUACACAUGACAACCGUUUCAGAAGAAACACCAAACUACACAUCUUGUCUAUUUUUAUUCGCUAUUCUCGCAGUAAUAACUAUUGGAAUUGUCUGCACUUUGAAAGCAAGGAGACAAGAACCGGCAAAGAAUAUGUGGAAAGCGUCGAUGACAUUGCUGACAGAUUUAGACUUCUUAUUUUUCACUUUCGUUCUUCUAGUUCUUGGCGGAACGUUUGGAUUUCAGUUAAAUUUCAAAAAUGUAUAUAUGUCAGAUAUAGGAACACCAACAUACCUUAUUGGCCUCAUGGAUACUUUUGCUGGAUUAUGUGGAUUGCCAGUUCUUUUUACCUCAAAAUGGCUAACACAGAAAAUAGGGAAUACUAACAUAUUCAUUCUAGCUCUUUUGGGGUAUGCUUUAAAAUGUUUAGGAUAUUCUUUCCUCAAAGUUCCUUGGCCAGCCUUCUUCUUGGAAACGAUUACUGCCCUAAGUUACCAUCUGCUUUGGGUAGCUGUCAUGAACUUUUGUGCCGAAAUCUCUCCACACGAUAUUAAGGACUCGGUAGUUGUUUUCGCUGGCACUCUUCACUUCUCAAUAGGAGUGGCAUGUGGAAGUACAAUCGGUGGUUUACUGAUGGGAUCUUAUGGCGGGAGUUUCGCCUUCCGAGUCAUAGCUGCAGUGGAUUUUGUAGCUGCAAUCAUAUACAGCAUCUUCAUAUACAGCAAGAGGCUAAAAAGCAAAAAAAUUCUAGAGAUUUCAUAAUAGUUCAAGUUAAGUUAUGAUUUUAAAUGUGCCUGAAAAACUUUUAUGACCUUAGAAUAUCAAAAGAAAUUAGGUCAGCGUUUAUCACGAUUAUUUUUCCUUCCAAACACAAUAAUUGCUUUCAGCGAUGGUAAGACGUUCCUGUUAAGGAUGUACAAUUUGUAGCAGAGUUUCCAUUUAAAUGAAAUGUUAAAGAAAUUAGUAUUCAAUUAAGAUCAAAUUUUUAUGAUUUCUAUAUCUUUCAAGAAAGAAACUGCUUUGGAGGAUGAUAGUUUUCCUCUUAAAAAUUAUACGUCGUAAAACAUUUCCAAAGGUUGGUUUCAUAUAUUUCAAUGUAAUAACGCCAAUUUUUCUAUUUUUAACGAAAAAAAUUUUAAUCGAUCACCAGAUAUGGAGAGACAUUGUUUUUGUACAGCAGACAACAUUUUUAUCUAAUACCGUUUCAGGAACAUACAAAUGCAACAAACUUUUAGUUAUAAACAUUUUUUCGUUUAUAUUAUUAUGUUCAAUCUUCAAAUUUUGACAUUUUAUUGUGAAUUUUUAUUGUCAAGUAAUUUAGAUAUGUGCACCGAAAUUCCCCCCUCCCCAAGACUCAUUCGAAUUCUUUUUAUCAACUAUUAAUAUUAUUUUCGACAAUCACGAUUCUGUGAGCUUCCUAACUGUAGUAACAUAAGGGAAUGAACUGAUUUUCCUUAAGAAGUUAUAAAGCAUUAUCUGUAACUAAAGUUUUGCACUACAUGACUGUCGCAGAGUUUUGACUAGUAUGAUUUUUAUGAUUUACAUCUUGUGAAUCAUCAUGUCAAAGCUUUUCUAAUGAUUUUAUUGAAGCCAAACAUCAUCAAUUCAAAUUGAGUGAUUGUCAUAUAACGAUCUUUUAGUAAAUAGUGAACCAAAGGCUGCCAUUGUCAGCGAAUUGUGAAGAAGUACAGUUAAAGUCUCUAGAAAAUUUGACGUAAGAAUGGGGUAUUAGACGUUUCAUAUUUUCGAUUCAUGUGAUCAGAACAUAUAAUCUGAAGCACCAGAAAAUCUGAUUACUGAGCUUUCAAUGAACUUGGAAUAACGAGUAUUGAUGUCAGUUCAAGUAUGGGAAAAGAAAAGGAGGAAUGUUUAAAAAAGAAUGGAAAGCGUUAGACUUCAUCAAGACGACCCCCCCCCCCUGGUGACAUCUCUUAAUUGAGGAUAAGAAGCUUCCAGCAUGUGAUUGGGUCUCACCGCCCUGGUAGGUACACAAAAAAGGCGGGAGUAUGGCUCCACCCAUCGAUGACGGGACGUACUUCCAAAGGAAGAGGCCGAUGAUGGCCCUUAGGACUUAACCACAGUUCCAGCCACUAUUUUGCUGUUGUGGUGGUUCGUCCAUUCAGAUUUUUCCGUGUGCCUUCCGACGAUUGGAGUAGCCAGUUUAAGUUUCAUCAAGACGGGCAAUCAAAUCGAAACAACCUAGGCAACUUUCCAUCGACAUAAUUCUUCUUCAAUGCAAUUUCCAUUUAUGCAGUGACUCACGGGAGCUCCAGUGGGUCACGUCUAUACACGGUCAAUUCAAGGAAGGAUGCCUUCUUUCAACUCCUUACAACAGACCUUUCACCUAGUGAUUUAAUGGUGUUGAUAACUUGAAAAAAGUUUUGAGAAUGCUAGGAUUUCCAUCGAAUGUGAACGUGAAAGAUGGUUCUAAAAUUUCUCUCAGAAUGGCCACAGCAACGUUGUUGUUCACUUGCUAUUCGUUGUGAUAAAUAUCUCGCGAGUUUCAGUAAAUAUUUCGAGCUAUAAUGAUGUUUUCUGUUCCUGCCCCGAUGGCUGAACUAUUGAACGACGCAUGAGACAUUUUUUCGAAAUUAAAAAAAUUGGUUCUGAAAUAAUAUGUAUUUUCUUUUAUUGUCACAAUAAAAUCCUUACAAUUUUGGCUAUUUUUCCAAAUAUAAUCUUUAUUAAUUAGAUUUUAAACAUGAAUAUUCUAUUGAAUGGAAUCAAUUCAUAAUGACGUGAAACACAUCAAAUGCGCAAUUCCCUUUUAAUAAUGAAAUUCAAUGCACAAUUUGUUGUACAAUGUACAACAAUUUACUUCAAUGUACAACUACUGAAAGACACAGUCAACAAAUGUGAAAAUAUGUAAAUUGAUGCUAGAUACUGUAUGACAUGAAUACUUAUAUUUGUCACAUUACUGUGGCAAUAUAUUUAUUGAUUUCAUUUCUUUUAAAGUACUGCUAUGAAAUUAGAUUAUUAAUAGAUUUAUAACAUUAAUACUGUUUCAUUAAUAGAAUCAUUCAUCUGGCAGUGAAUUUGAGAAAUAAAAGAGCACAGGCACUCAUAAUAAAUAUAAUAUUGAAUCUUUACAUAUAUUUAAAAGCUAAAAAUAUUUUAAAAGUCAAAUAUAACAAAUAUAUUAAAAGAAUACAGUGUUUUUAAGAAAUACAAACUUUUAAAAAAAGUAUUUUUUUUUUUAUAAAAGCAUUAAAAUGGGAAGAAUAAUUUCAUUUUCAUUCCAAUCUGAAAUUGU